AUGCAUUUGUUACAAAAUCUUGCAAAGACAUGUAACAUUGUGGGAAGACAGUUAUUUUCAAAUGAAGUUCUAACAAGCAAAUGUGUAUCGAAACAUGCUUGUAGAGAUCAAACGGGAAGUCAUAUCUCUAUAAUUGGAAAACGUGAAGUUUCAAAUGUGAAAAGAACUAGGCAACAAACAUGCGACCUUUGUUGUCAUGAUGACCUAUGCAACCGGAACUGCUUAACAGCGUCAAACAUUCCCGAUAAAGAUGAAUGCACCUCAAACCCCUGCGGCUUUGGCGGAACCUGCUUUGACGGAAUUAAUGGGUACAAUUGCAUUUGUGCACCUGGAUUUUCUGGAAUUAAUUGUGAAACAGAUAUAGAUGAUUGCUUAAUUGGAUCAUGUGGAACAUAUGGUACCUGUAUUGACGGCAUUAACAACUACACAUGUACAUGCGAAACGAGAUUUACCGGAAACAACUGUGAAAUCAACAUCGAUGAAUGCACCUCAAACCCCUGUGGCUUCGGAGGUACUUGCUAUGACACAAUGAAUGGGUACAAUUGCAUUUGUGCACCUGGAUUUUCCGGGCUGAAUUGUGAAAUAGAUAUAGAUGAUUGUUUAAUUGGAUUAUGUGGAACAUAUGGUACCUGUAUUGACGGCAUUAAUAACUACACAUGUGCAUGCGAAACGGGAUAUACCGGAAACAACUGUGAAAUCAACAUCGAUGAAUGCAUUUCAAACCCCUGUGGCUUCGGCGGCACUUGCUAUGACACAAUAAAUUGGUACAUUUGCGUUUGUGCACCUGGAUUUUCUGGGUUGAAUUGUGAAACAGAUAUAGAUGAUUGUUUGAUUGGGUUAUGUGGAACAUAUGGUACCUGUAUUGACGGUAUUAAUAACUACACAUGUGCAUGCGAAACAGGAUUUACCGGAAACAACUGUGAAAUCAAGUUGCAGGCAGAUUGUUCAGCCAUAAAACAUCACAAUGUUAACGCAACAGACGGUGUUUACAGUGUUUUAACAUGGAAAACUAACAGAACAAUCCAGGUUUACUGUGACAUGACGACAGUCGGUGGAGGUUGGACGGUUUUUCAAAAUCGAUUUGAUGGCUCUGUCAACUUUACCAGGAACUUCUCAGAAUACGUCAAUGGAUUUGGAGACAUUCAUAAAGAAUUCUGGCUAGGUAAUAUAUACAAUGUAUAUAUAUAUUCAUGUACCAUGUAGCAGAGUCAUUAGUUU
Ruditapes philippinarum (Manila clam) is the source of this 1218-nucleotide messenger RNA. Its product is annotated as fibropellin-1-like. Gene Ontology annotation, cellular component: protein-containing complex; plasma membrane. Lineage: Eukaryota; Metazoa; Mollusca; Bivalvia; Venerida; Veneridae. Gene Ontology annotation, biological process: establishment or maintenance of epithelial cell apical/basal polarity; heterophilic cell-cell adhesion. The record is from RefSeq and is a predicted model, not a curated record. Gene Ontology annotation, molecular function: calcium ion binding. The transcript has 11 exons. Bases 1 to 1203 code for a protein of 400 amino acids.